AUGGCUAGCUCUCACGAUACUGCUGCUGCUUCGAGACUCACUUCCUUUGGCUUUCUGCCGGAGGAGGAGGAUCAUUCAGAAGGCCAGUACGGCAUUGGUCAGCUUCUAUCCAAGGUCAAGACUGUCUUCACCGGCUCAACCUCAGCUGCCACAGGGAACGAGCGGCAGCAGCAACCACCGGCUCCCUCUGGUCCCGCGCCAAAGCACGAAGCCAGUACCACUAGCGCAGGCGAAGCACUCGGAUCUGUCACGGCUCAGCAUGACGCAGCAGAUCAGCGAUCUAGAGUGGAAGGAAGCGGAAAGGCCGGGGAUAUAGCGAAUCGAGCUACAGCUACGGGAGCGUUGCCUUUGACCACCCUCAGCGGAUCUGGUACACCACUGGCCAGUGCACUAACAGCUCCAGAUGCGCACAUACCCAAUAGCAAAACCACACGAGGCUCUGCAUUCCCAGCGGUUGCGACAAAUAGGAGGUCAGCUGUCCCCUUUGUACCGUCUUCACUGCGCUCAACUACCACAGCUCCCGCUAUCAUAUCCCUAGCGCCCACGGUUGCUGUUGCUCAGCACGGAGGUUCUUCCACUGGACUAGGCGACUACGACGAUACUUAUUCAGUGAUGUCUUCCGCCGAUGAUACUCACGGCGAAGGUCGCAAGGUAGGCACACGAAGCAGUCUUGCGACGCUAGUCACGCAUGCACGGCUGCCAAGCACCGCAAUUCCUGGCUUUCCCCUUUCCAAAGACCUAUUGGCAGAUGAUGUCCAAUCCAAUUGGAGCAUGUCUUCGCGGAGUCCCGGCUCAGACAGCGGCCUGGACCAAAAUUACGGCACCUCGACCUCUUCCUCACUGCAAACUAGUGCUGAAGCUUUCAGGCGCCUGACUCUUAAAGGAGGAGCUAGCCACUCCAAGGAAUGGUGGAUGCCUGAUCAUUCGGCAAAGGAGUGCUCCGCGUGUGCCAGCCCAUUCGGCAUCGCCAGACGGCGGCAUCACUGUCGUUGUUGUGGACAGAUCUUCUGUUCCAAAUGCGCAUCGAACUUGCUGCCGGGAUCAAAGCUCGGUCUGCCCGGUGUUGUCAGAGUCUGCGACUUCUGCACUCGAAUGAUGAAGCAAUACGACCUGGCUCGUGCGGGCGGGGGCUCGACUGAUGCCUCAAGCUCAAGUAGUAACAUACGAGUACGAGCAGAGAUGAUAUCAGCACCGCUAGAAGCCGCUGUGGAGAAUGCACCUCAAAGUCGGUUUGCAGCAAAUGCGCUGUUCGGCGCCUCAUCUUUUCGAGAAGGGUCAUCUUCUCCCAAAGGCCAAUCUGACCACCAGACGGCGUUUCGGCCAGCUUUGAACACCAUAUCCAGCUCCGAGACGAUCGACUUUCAUCCUUCCAGAUCGCAGACCCCGGAGCCGCCAACGCCUUCGGUAGAGUCUGCCCUAGCACCUUUCCAGCUAUCACACAUUACUUCAGCCAUCGAGGCGCUGGCGCCUUUUCGUCGUCGUCUGGCAGAGGAUGACCAGCCUGUUGAAUCCGAAGGCAAUCCCGAUGAGACCGGUGAGGACACAUCGAUGAAGGAAGUCGAGCCUCUGGAACUUUCUACUCCGUCGGCCCCCGCUGCUACGGCUUCCCAGGAGGCAGUCCUUCCCAGCUACAAGCAAGACACAGCUGUUUCAAGUGUGCCUUUUCCCAGUGACAAUCAAGGGUCUCCUUCGAAAGCGGUAGCGCGCAAUGCCCUCGACCAGGCCAGGGCCAGGUUGGCUAGUGACGCUUCCAUUUCUCAGGAGUCCCGAGCGCGUCUCGUCAGUGAUGCAGCAAUCAGGGCAUAUCGGAGAUCGAGACUACGCUCGCGUGUAACAGCAAAUGAGGGCCUGCUAGAAAAGGGAGGCCUCAGUCCUGCGACGGGCCGGGAUGACGUCUUCUACAGCGACAGUCGGCCGAGCUCCAGAAUGGGCAUCGGCAACCCCACACAAGGCUUGGAGAGUCAUAGCCAGCAUUAUCUGCGACAGCUUCUCGAUCAGUGUCUUACCAGAGCCGAGAUAGGCAACAAGGUAGAGUGGAUGAACAUCUUGCUUCCACUAGCCGUCAGAGUGAUUCAGAGUGUCAAGCCAGAUGCAACCAGCCGAGGCAAGAAGAUGGGAGUUCGACGCCUCGUCAAGAUUAAGAGGAUUGCCGGAGGCAAACCACAGGAUAGUCACGCCAUGGAUGGCUACAUCUGCUCCCGCAAUGUUGCCUCUAAAGCAAUGGUCAGACGACUGCCAUUACACAAUGCGCGCGUCGUUUUGCUGUCGUUUCCGCUCACAGCUGUCAAAGGCGAAGGCCAGUACGUUUCGCUAGAUGCGCUUACGGCUUCUGAGCGCGAGUACACACGUAUCAUGGUUGCUCGAGUAUUAGCGUUGCGACCGCAUUUGCUCAUUGUUCGCGACCAGGUGUCGAGGAUGGCUUUGGAUAUGUUGGAGCAAGCUGGAAUCGUGGUAGUCUGGAAAGUACCAGAGAGCUCUAUGGCUUCCAUUGCCCGUGUAACUCAGAGCGACAUAGUCACAUCGCUGGACCGUCUGGCACUGCAGCCUCGCUUGGGCCGAUGUGGCGUCUUUGCCGCUGAUACGUACCACUCGAUGCUACUACCGGGCAAGCGACGCAGCUUUCUACGAUUCACAGGAACCCCGAAAGAGCUGGGAUGCAGUAUCAUUCUACGAGGUGGUGGCCAAGCGCUUCUUGGCAAUAUCAAAUGUAUCCUCGAAUUCUGCCUGCUGGCGGCGCACAAUCUGCGGCUGGAGGAAUCGAUGAGGAACGUGGAUCUAGCUUUACUACCCGAGCCACGUGACUUUGAUAUACAGGGGCAUGUCGCAGGAGAUGAUCAAAAAGAGGAAAGCCCGAGCAGUCACACUGCUGCUGCUGCUGCUGCUGCUGCUGCUGCUGCUGGCUCGCCGUGCCAGGAGAAUGUGAACCUGAGCUCAGUAGACGCAGCGGACGGCAAGGUCAUCUCUGCUCUCCAAGACUAUCGGUCAACACUGCUCAGUAUGUCUGCGCGUCUUCAAAUCCCGCCGCCCUACCCACUGAUCAGACUGAGGAAUGAGCAAGCAGUAUUGAACAACCUCAAGUCUGAAUUGGAGUCGGAUAAGGAUGCACAAAGGAUUCAGCAACUUGAUGUACCUUUGGCGCACUCGCCAGUCACCCUCAAUGAGAAGACUUUGCUUGGCGAGGCCGGUAUGGACGGGGAAGGCAAGGAGCAAAAGCCGGUGAUAGCUGCCUCCGAGGAAGAUAGCGACGAGAAGGCAGCGUUGGACGAUCCGACUCCAACUGCCGCUGGUGGUGAACCGAGGGACGCAGAGAAGCAGCCAUCGCUGCAGGCUGAUGAACAGCCGUCAUCACUCGAUGAGAAGAUGGAUGUCGAAAAGCAGGUCUCAGCAGUACUACCUUCAAGUGCGACCAUGAAUCUGCAGACCCGAUUCGCAGUAGCUCGCUCUCGGCACGCAUUCGAUGUCAGAUUUCUUCCAUCACUGGUCGAUGUCAGCAAAGAGGGUCUGACCCCCUUCUGCCAUCAGCGUCUGACGGUCUUGCACUCCUUCAUCAACUCAUCUACCCUGAAGCCGUGUAUCGGUCCCAGGAUUGAACAGAUGGAAUUCUACGGAAAGGAAGACCACACGCUUGGAGAUUUCCUGGACUCCAAGUGUGUUGGCAGCAGUCAAGUCUGUAAAGCCAAGAACUGUGGCCUACAACAGAUCCUGCAUUACGACUCUUACAUACACCAUCAAGUACGGAUCCAGUGCUUCUGCGAGAGGUUCGUGUGUCCUAUUGCGGGUCAGGAGCUCUCGAUACUGACGUGGGAAUACUGCAAAGUCUGCGAGACCGCCACCCCUGUGUCAGUGGUGAAUGACAUCGCAAAGGCUUACAGCUGGGCCAAGUUCCUUGAGGCUCACUUCUAUACCAAGCAGACUCGAUCUUCUUGCCCUCACGAGUCGCUAGUAGAUCGCAUCCGCUACUUUGCCUACAAGAAUUUGGCAUUCCGGAUACACGUCGAACUGGUGGAGCCUUUCGAUGUUGUCAUUCCUGGUCUGAGACUCUUCAUGAGGCCGGAUAUCCAGAGCACACUGAAAGCAGAGGAGUCUCUGGGUCUUGCACGCCGCGCCGAUGCUUACUUUCACUCAGUCGGAGCAAGGCUGAAGGCGCUCGAGCAUGAGGUUGAGUCUUGUCGAGAUCCUGCCGCUGCCACCGAGAAGUUUGGGCCGCACCUGCGAGACUUACGAUCCGUCGCAAUGGAAGGACGCGGUGAGGUCAACAGACUGUUGGUUGCUGAAGUCGUCGCCUCCGGCCCAGGCGACACGUUGUGUCUCAACAAGGUACGGCAGAAGCUGCAAGGCAGUGUCGUCAAAGUCGACGAGCUUUUCACGAAAAUAGAAAGGCUGGUGCUCCCCAAGGACAGGGAUCUGCGUCGGACCAAUGCCAAUCAGCUCGGCCGUCUCUUCAUGGAACGCGAUUCGAUGGAUCAAUCGAGCGAGUCCAAAGCUCAAACGGAGCCGCCCAGCGUAAGAGCCGUUGAGGAAGGACCUCCGGAGGGUCUCCCGCAAUCACAUACCAACUCUUCGUUGUCGGCGUUAGCGAUGAUUGCGGACUCUGCAGCGUUUGGGCUUCCGACACACCUCGGAAUCUCGUUCGAAGAGACGCCGUCAGCCCAAAGCGCAGCCACAAGCACUGCGCCGAGCGGCACGACAACGCCAACCACGACAGGAUCGGCCAAUGUCACCAAAGCACCCUCGCCGGUCUCUCUGCGGGCAAUCACCGAACCACCAGCCAAGGUGGAAGAUCCCGCGAGAUCGUUGACAUCGAGUGUGGAACAAUUGAGCCCUCAAGAGUCUCUUGCAGCCCUCUCUGAUGCUGCACCCAGACCAAAGAAGGACGCACGAAAGAAAGGGCAGGAAGACUCGGAUGGCUUCUCCUCGCCGACGGACAGGCUCAAGCCUCUGACCCGCUCGAAACCUCGCAAAGGCAAAGAGUCGGCAAGUCUCGGCUCUACGAUCACCGAUUCUUCCUGUACGGAAGCUGGGGAAUCAACGGACGGAGGACAACUCUCGAGUUCUUUUGCCAGAGUAAUGCGACCUCUGAGCAAAGCGACAAGCAAAGGGAGCGACACCGGUGCACCGGACCCAGUAGUGGGUGGCAGAGUUGGCCGCGCUCGUCAGCAUGUCCUGUCCGAUGGGGAUACGCAGACAGCGAGUGGCCCGACGUCUCCAACAGAUGAGCACUUCCGUAGACUUCCCUCCUUUGCGAGGACUCAGUCGAGCUCUGUGGUCGAAAGGUCAAGCACGUAUGCCAAGACGAAUACACGUGGGUCGCAUCGGUCAGCAAUGCCUCCUCCAUCCAGCUAUAAGCCUCCUGCAACUCAGCGAACCAUCAAGGCAAGCGAGUCCGAAUCGGACGCUCCAAGCGUGCGCCGAAGUGGCGUACCUCGACAGAGAGCGGGGGGAGGACCCUCCCUAGGAGUCAAUCGCCCCAAACUUUCCCGUCGAGUCUCUGGGAAAAGCGACUCUGGCAACGAAUCUCAGCCGCAAGCUCCAAAACGAGGCAUUCGCCGCGAUGGUGGCGGUGGAGCGCAAAUGACAUCAUUGCCUCCCAUUGCGGUACCCCGUACCCCGAGUCGAGUCCCUCUUCCGACCUCUGUUGGAGGUGGAGCUGGUCGCGUCUCGACCAUCGCUCGCCACUUUGACCGGAUCAACCGCAAUGCUGAGAAGGAGAGAGAAAAGCAGCGGCGCGCACUGGUCCUGCGAGCUCGAAGAGCCCUGCCCAUCGCUGCUUCAUCGGCUCGCAUUGCUGAAUAUACUUCUGUAUCAGCAGCCGUUGAGUCAGACGAGAGCUCUUCCGAGGAGGAUGGCGACGACGAUGACGAGGCGGAGUCGAGCUCCAGGUCAAACGGAGAGGAAGCGGACUCUGAGACCGAGCCAGAUGCCAUGGACCGCGCUGGUCGUAGUGUCGGUGCCUCUCUCGAUGGGGGUCCCAAAGCUGUGGACACAGACGACCCAUCUACUGUCAGCGCGGUCGCUCUGGGUGGUGUUCCGCCGACUGCGCCGGCUUCUGAGCAGGCGGUCAAAGCGGCUGGCAAGCUCUUGGCGUCGGAAUUACGAGACAAAGAGGUUCCUACGACUCCUUCUGGUGAGGCUUCGAACCUCGAGCGGGGUUCGCUGCUGAAGACUAUUAGCUCUUUCUGGGCUUCGAGAGCAGGCAUUGCCUUGCCGCUUCUCGAAUACCCCUUGUCCGCCGAACAGCAUCUUUUCGCUGACUCACCUUUGCUGCUGCGCGAAGAUGAGCCCUCUUCGACCAUUGCAUUCACCCUUGUCUCUGCCAAGUAUCAGGAGCGACUUCGACACUUGCGAGCGAGCCGCAAAAGCGCACAUACGACGCAGCGAGAUCCCGAGGCUUCUACGGUAAGCUGGGGCAUUGUUAGUCAUCGGGGCCAAGACGAGGAGAUUGAAUCAUCUCUGAGACGACCUGAGGGUGUGCAUCUGCGAUUCGACUUUGAAUCUGGAGCUUCACGCUUCCAUUGCCGCAUCCUCUUCUCGGAGCAAUUUGAUGCUCUACGCAGGUGUUGUGGAUGUGAGGAUUCCUUCAUCACUUCUCUUGCUCGCUGUCUGAAGUGGGACAGCUCAGGUGGCAAGAGCGGCAUGACAUUCCUCAAGACUCGCGAUGACCGCCUGGUCCUGAAGCAACUUUCGAGCUCAGAGUUGGCAUCGUUCAGUACCUUCGCGCCUCAUUACUUUGCUCACAUGGCCGACUGCUUGAUGCACGGCAAGCCCACGACACUGGCUAAGAUCUUCGGUCUCUUUAGGAUAUCCAUGCGCAAUCAAGCCACUGGCAAGUCAUACAAGCUCGAUGUCUUGGUCAUGGAGCAUCUGUUCUAUGGGCGUCAAUGUGCUCGGAUCUUUGAUCUCAAGGGAUCUAUGCGCAACAGAUAUGUUAAGGAGACGGGAGCGCCAGGAGAGGUCCUGCAGGACGAGAAUCUGGUAGAGAUUUCGCUGCAGAGACCCUUGUUCAUCCGCGAGGGAAGCAAAGUCAUGCUCCAUCAGGCUCUGGUGCACGACUCGCAGUUCUUGGCCGAGAUGAACAUCAUGGACUACAGUGUCAUUGUUGGCAUCGAUACCUCGGAUGAGGAAAACCACGAGCUAGUUGUGGGAAUCAUCGAUUUCCUGAGGAGCUACACCUGGGACAAACGGGUCGAGACUUUUGUGAAGGAGCAGUCCUCGCUGCUGGGGGCUGCCAAAGGCGAGCUUCCGACGGUGAUCACACCGAAGCAGUACGCGAGUCGUUUCCUGAGCUUCUUGGAUGGCAUCUUCCUCCUAUCCCCAGACGCCUGGUACCACGAUACGUCUCAAGGGCCUUCGCCCCACAACCCGAACAGUGCAGGAAAUGCAGCACCUCCUGCCUCAACGCCUGGCCCUACUGGACAUGCACCGUAG
Microstroma glucosiphilum is the source of this 7425-nucleotide messenger RNA. RefSeq lists its product as hypothetical. NCBI's taxonomy places the organism in Eukaryota, Fungi, Basidiomycota, Exobasidiomycetes, Microstromatales, Microstromataceae. Gene Ontology annotation, molecular function: 1-phosphatidylinositol-3-phosphate 5-kinase activity; ATP binding; metal ion binding. The transcript is spliced from 6 exons. Gene Ontology annotation, cellular component: fungal-type vacuole membrane; endosome membrane. Gene Ontology annotation, biological process: phosphatidylinositol phosphate biosynthetic process. The record is from RefSeq and is a predicted model, not a curated record. The coding region runs from base 1 to 7425 and encodes 2474 amino acids.